Messenger RNA from Kockovaella imperatae, 324 nucleotides. RefSeq lists its product as hypothetical. Lineage: Eukaryota; Fungi; Basidiomycota; Tremellomycetes; Tremellales; Cuniculitremaceae. Bases 1 to 324 code for a protein of 107 amino acids. The record is from RefSeq and is a predicted model, not a curated record. The transcript is spliced from 2 exons.
AUGAAGCGUGAAGCAUCCCCUUCAGACUUCCUCAUGUCGUCCUCUCCAGACAUUGACACAUCGAGCAAGAAGGCCAAGUCAGCCAAGGACAAAGCACAACACGGAACCUCAUCUGGCUCUGGAGCAGGAGGACCAAGCUGGACAGCAGAAAAGCGGGAAACACUCAUCGCCGAGCUCAUCUCACUCGGAAUCAAAGCUGGAAAGCCAACAGAGAUAGCAGCAAAGGUCGGCAUCACUACUCAGCAGUUCAAAGAUGCUACGCAGAAUGGCAAGAACAAUCUACGAGCCAAGGUGAUCAAGGCUGCUGGAGGGUUCGGCAAGUGA